AUGCGCAGGAUUUGGUUGGCCAGAGUGGAUGCGGUGUACCGGAAGGAGAAAUUUCAGAGGAAAAAGGUGGCACGGGCAGCAAUCUAUGACUUCAUGCGGCAUGCGAGGCUCUACAGAGCGGGAAAGUUGAGGAAGGCAGGCCGCCCUAACGCGUGGUCGCACGGCGGCGCGAAGGGCGGGGAGGAGGAGUACGGCGCGUACGGCGCGGACACCGCGCUUUAUAACGCGCUGUCCGCGGCUAUCGAUAGCGGGGAUGACCCGCCCACGCUGGCGUCUUUCACGCCUCCCGACCUGCCCGAAUGGGACCCCAACGACGUGCAAGUGGAGGUGCCGGUGGUGUUCUACCAUGGCCGCCCGGGAGCCUCGCCCUGCCAUAAGUCGCAUUAUGUCUAUAAAGUAGUCUCCGAGGCGCGCAAGCACAACAACGCGGUGCAUUUCAUCGGCCCUCGGGAGUGUCGGCAGUUUUUCUUCCACAUGGGGGUGGCCUUCGAGGAGCAUGCGGAGUACGAGGAGGUGUAUGAGUGGUUCAUUCGCAACCUUGGGACUCCCGUGGACGUGCAUGUGCGAUGGUUCAUACUAAAGAAGUUCAUGGAGCGCCACAACUACGGACGCAUAUUCCACCUCGCCACCGAAGUCAUGCUCUUCGCCAAUGCCUCCCAGGUGGCGGCAUGGCUCUUCCCUAACUCUGACCUCGCUCUCCCUGCGCGCUGGCCCAGCAUCAGGCCUCCAUUGAGGCCCACUCAGUACUCCUCUGCAGGAGUGGGCACGCACAUAGCCCUCAUGUCAUACGCAGCGCUGGUGGACUGGUGUCUCUUCCUGCACGCUGUCUUUGACUCGGCCAUGUUCGGAGGAGACAAGGACACCCAAGACCUGGUGCUGCUGCCGUCCUACGUGGAUGUUACAAUCAUGGGCUGGUACACUUUCGCUGGCUGCUGGCUGCAGUGGGUGGAGCCCCCAUGUGUGUCAGGCGUCAAACCCGAGACCGCCAAGGCACUCCGCAAGCGGGGCAUCCAACCGCGCUUCCGAGUGCAAUCCCUCUGCCAGCCGCGGCGCUGCCUCAACUCCUCCUGGUCCGACCCCGGCCUCUGCGUCUUUGACAACAACUUCUCCCUCACGCCCGGCCGCCCGUUCUUCAAGUUUAAAACCGGGGACAAGUGUCCGAGCACGAUGCACUAUGGGUUUUACCGCGGGUGGGAGGAGGAGGCGCAGACGGAGCCGGUGCAGUUCCUGGCGGUGCAUUUCAUGCAUCGCAAGAAAGAGUUUCUGAGUACAAAGUUUCCGCCUGAACCAGAGAAGUCGUGGGGUAGUGCGAGCGAGUAG
Messenger RNA from Closterium sp. NIES-65, 1320 nucleotides. Lineage: Eukaryota; Viridiplantae; Streptophyta; Zygnematophyceae; Desmidiales; Closteriaceae. The record is from the annotation of a GenBank genome assembly.